CUGCUGAGCGGCCUGGCCCAGAAAGCCUUCCACGGUCACCCGGGCAUUACCGAGGAGCUGCUGCGGAGCCAGCUCUACCCGGAGGUGCCCCCCGAGGAGUUCCGGCCCUUUCUGGCGAAGAUGAGGGGCAUUCUUAAGUCUAUUGCAUCUGCAGACAUGGAUUUCAACCAGUUGGAAGCAUUUUUGACUGCUCAAACCAAAAAGCAAGGAGGGAUCACAUCUGAUCAAGCUGCGGUCAUUUCUAAAUUCUGGAAGAGUCAUAAGACAAAGAUCCGAGAGAGCCUGAUGAACCAGAGCCGCUGGGACAGUGGGCUUCGGGGCCUCAGCUGGAGAGUUGACGGCAAGUCACAGUCGAGGCACUCAGCUCAGAUACACACCCCUGUUGCCAUAAUGGAGCUGGAAAUAGGGAAAAGUGGACAGGAAUCUGAAUUUCUGUGUUUGGAAUUUGAUGAGGCCAAGGUCAACCAAGUUCUGAAGACGCUCUCAGAGGUAGAAGAAAGUAUCAGCACGCUGAUGCAGCCAGCCUAGCUGAAGAUGGGAGUUGUUGGAGCAAAAAGUGUUCAUGAUCCCUCCCCACUGACCUGUUUUUUAAAAAAAUAUUAUUCACCCAUUAGUAUUAAAUCCUCAAAUUCAAAUCUU
Molecule: messenger RNA, 639 nt
Organism: Miniopterus natalensis
Lineage: Eukaryota; Metazoa; Chordata; Mammalia; Chiroptera; Miniopteridae
Gene: COMMD1
Product: copper metabolism domain containing 1
Biological process (GO): positive regulation of protein ubiquitination; negative regulation of protein localization to cell surface; regulation of proteasomal ubiquitin-dependent protein catabolic process
Cellular component (GO): endosome
Source: RefSeq, a predicted model, not a curated record